CAAACUUACCCACCAAAACAAAUGAAAUGAGAUUGCAUUUGUCGUAUUCUCAAUCACGCACUACUAUUCAGUCCAACCUUGUAUAUAUAAAAGGGGCAUUGAUCCUACAAAUAAAACUUGGCAACUCCUCAAAAACUAACUACUUGCAUCUCUCCUUAGCUUCCGUUUUGUAACUUUUAAGGGUGUUUAAAAUGGGUGUGCUAGGGAAGAUGCAAGUUGACAUUGACAUUAAGACAUCUGGAGACAAGUUCUUUAGAUUAAUAGCCAGCAAACCAUACUAUACCUCCAACAUCACCCCUCAGAGAAUUCAGUGUUGCGAACUGCUUGAGGGUAAAUUUGGGCAGCCUGGUUCUAUAUUGUUAUGGAUUUACACCAUCGCUGAUGGAAAAAUGCGUUACGCCAAGACCGUUGUUGAUAUAGAUGAGGAGAACAAGUUAGUGAGUCUCAAAGUCCUUGAAGGAUCACUUUUGGAAGAGUAUAAAAGUUAUACAUUAAUUAUUCAGGCUCUGACAAAAGGGACAAUGACAACAGCAAAGUGGGUUGCAGAGUUUGAAAGGUUUGAUGAUUAUGGGCCUUAUCCAAAAGACCACAUGGACUUCUACAUUGGAGUAACAAGAGAUAUUGAUGCUUAUUAUCUCAAGGAUUAAUGAACUUAGAAUGAGGAUAGUGAAAUCCUCUAUAUCACUAUGUGUUCCAUUAUAUAGUACAACAUAUUAUACAUGUUACAAUAUUUUUCUGGUGUGAUGUUUUGUAUGCAAAGUAUAAUAAACACACUUAUGGGGGGGUGUUUGAAAUUAAAUAUGUCUUGUAUCCUAUGGGGUGUAUAUGUGAUGUGCACGAGUGGCUUCCCUAUAACAAAUCCUAGUUUUGUUAGGAUUUCUUAUGUAAUUUCCUAAUUAUGUUAAUAAACUAUAUAUAAUCUAGUAGCUUUAUUUGCAUUA
Beta vulgaris subsp. vulgaris (sugar beet) is the source of this 941-nucleotide messenger RNA. RefSeq names its product MLP-like protein 31. The transcript is spliced from 2 exons. Bases 192 to 647 code for a protein of 151 amino acids. The record is from RefSeq and is a predicted model, not a curated record. Gene Ontology annotation, biological process: defense response. NCBI's taxonomy places the organism in Eukaryota, Viridiplantae, Streptophyta, Magnoliopsida, Caryophyllales, Amaranthaceae.